Eleginops maclovinus (Patagonian blennie) is the source of this 2950-nucleotide messenger RNA. RefSeq names its product consortin, connexin sorting protein b (gene cnstb). Bases 346 to 1518 code for a protein of 390 amino acids. NCBI's taxonomy places the organism in Eukaryota, Metazoa, Chordata, Actinopteri, Perciformes, Eleginopidae. The record is from RefSeq and is a predicted model, not a curated record. The transcript is spliced from 12 exons. Gene Ontology annotation, biological process: positive regulation of Golgi to plasma membrane protein transport. Gene Ontology annotation, cellular component: transport vesicle; trans-Golgi network; plasma membrane. Gene Ontology annotation, molecular function: connexin binding.
GAUGGCAGCCUCCGCCACAUGCUGAAAUAAAUAGAGAAACAUGACAUGUUGGUAUACAUUGCAACCAGGGGGAAGCUGAAAAAUCCCCGGAUUGGGCAGUAAACAAGAAGCAUGAGAGAGUCGGAGAGAGACAGAUGACACAGUGAGCUGUACGUGGGUCCAGCAGACAGGGACACGACGCUGAUUCAGGGCGUUCAUGUUCGGAUACAAACUGUGAGACAUCAUCCAGCGCUUGCUGUGAACAAAAAAGUGAGGGCCUGAAUCUACAGACCCAGACACGGCCCACUGGAGGCCUUUGGAAGAAGCUUUGACUUGGAGGAUAAAAUCGCUGCAGUGACGGAGGUGAUGGGUAAUAAGAAUGCUCUCCCGCCAAAAGGUCCGGACACUGGGACAACGCUAAAAGAGGAAGUGGUGAGCCUCAACAGUGCCACAGGAAGUCUCUCCAGAGAUGAACUGCCGGGCCUCAGCCCAGAGCUGCUGGCCUCCCUGCAGUCCCUCAGAGAAAACAGCGACUACACACUGCUGCCACACUCCUUGCACCAGAUUGCAGAGGCGUUUUCACUCAAAGAGGACUACCAGUGGGCCAUCCAGUUCCUGCAGCUGGAGAAAAUCUACCAUGAACGUCUGCUCUCCAACCUUGCCGCCCUGCAGGAGAACUGGGAGAGCCAGUGGAAAGAAAAGAAGAGCGACGAAAGCUGUUUGCCCGAGGAGACGGACGGCAUCAAUCAGAAACACAUCGAGACCCUGAGCCAGAUCUGCAGGACACAUCAUCGACCAUCCACCUGUGUAGAAGAGAACACGCUGAAUGCCACACUGAAAAACAUCGAAAGCAAGAAUGAGACUCUACAACCCUGCCAUGAUAAAGUGGACAAGCCGGAAAAAACACACCAGCAUGAAGAACAAGAGUUUAGCUUGAACUCAGAAACAGAGCUUUCUUCAAUACAGACAGGAAAUCAAGAAGAAGGGGAGGAGGAGGAGGAAAGAGAAGAAGAAGAAGAAGAAGAAGAAGAAGAAGAAGAAGAGACAUAUGAGGAAGGACAGGAAGUAGAAGAGGAAGAGGAGCCGUGUGAGGAGACGCCAGAGGAGGAGGUGAAGGUGGAGUGGCCAUCCGGAGUCCCCCAGGCUUCAGACAAGGACCUGGCCAAGCUGUCUCACACAGAGGGGAGUUCCUCUCCAGACGGUCUAGUGUCCAUCUUGAAGAGGAGGAGAGCAUCACUGGAUGGAUUACCUCCCGAAAGUGAAAUAGUUACUAAACAGAACUCCAAACGCAAAGUCCGCUUCAGUGAGCCAGAGGACGGCAUUGAGCAAGAUGAGGUAGGCGGAGAUUCCUGCCUGAUCCUGCUCCUAUUGUGUCUGGUCACCGUGGUGAUUAGCAUAGGUGGGACCGCCCUUUACUGCACACUAGUAGACACUUACUCCAACAUUUGCACCGACUUCACUCACAACGUGGACUUCUACAUCAUGAACAUGCGGAGGUUCUUUGAAGGGCUCGGACGCUGGCUGCCGCUCCGGACUUAGACUCCUUUAGACAAUUGCUGUUUCAGACAUGUGUACUAUGAAGUUCAAAAUACAAAGUUGGAGUUCCUGAACGCAAUUGUAAUCCUCAACGUGGAUCUACAGACAUUGAUCUGAUGCUGCCAUCCAGAGUGGCUCUCUUGCAGUGACUGGAGCUUGGGUCUCUUGGCUCUCUAAGACUUGUGAAUUUGAGCUAUCAGCCUAAGAUUUAUAUAUAACGAACGGGUGCUCAAAGCAACUAAACAGUUCACUGGCGUGCAUGUUGUUUGGGGGUUCAAAAACUCCUACUUACUGCUGUUUGUGUGGAACUGUCAUCCUAAACUGAACCUUACAGAUACAAGGGGGAUCACAAAAAUGUUUAUAUUCUAACAUAAGAACUUCUUUAUGUCUGUUCAAGCGUUCCCCUUUGCAUUUGUAGCUGAUGUAGCAUUGUCUUUUGUUCAAGAAGAUUUCUUGUUCUGGUUUUUAUGUUUUGACAUACACAGAGAACAGCCCAAUGUUUUCACCCUUUAGUGUAUAUCCCUAAUCCUGGUUUUAAUGUGGAUUUAUGAUUAUAUCUAGUGUCCUCCUGCACUUGGCAUAAAGGCUACAUAUUUAUCUUGUAAACCCAAUGUGGCGAGAAGAUACAUUGGAUUGUGUGUGAGACACCAGGUCACAGUCAGAAACAAGCAAACAUUUAUUUAAUUCAAGUUUAUAACUCUUAUUACUUUUUCAAAUGUUUAAAUCUUCUCAUAUAUCUGCAUUGGGAAUGGCGCUACAAAGAUUGAUCUAUUAUUUGUUGUCUAUUAAAUUAAUAGCCAACAAGUUUUAAUAGUCUAUUAAAAUGUUUGAGAAAUGUUCAAAAUGUCUUUGAUUCUGGCUUUUUAAAUAUGAAUUCUGUCUGGUUGCUUUACUUCUCUCUAUGACAGAAAACAGCAUAUGUUUUAUGUUAAUUGAGGACGUCAAUGUGGGAUUUGGGAAAAAGGUAUUAUUAUUUUAUUUUUUUUGUUUUCAUUUUCUAAUGUCUUCAGACAAAACAUCUCAUGGAUUAAUUGAGGAAAAAAAAUCUACAAAUGAAUUGCAAUUGAAUACAAUUAUUGGUUGCAGCCCUUAUUGGGAGGGAAAUAUCCUCCCAAUAAUGGUUAUGCUGUCUUUGUAUCAUUUUGUCUAAAAGCAGAGCUUUAUGGACCAAAGUUGUGUUUCCUCACAACAACAAAAAUAUGCCUGUUAAGACUACAUUUAAUUGAAAUGGAAAAAGAAAAUUUCACAGCAUGUUUCUGCCAUGUUGGCUAGUGAUGUGUCAACACAUUUCUAUCUCUUCUUCUCAACUCCCAAUUUGUUGUAUCUUUCUUUCCUAUUGUCCCAGUGGGUGUUGAAUUAUUCAGCCCACCUAUAUAUGUUUCAAUAUUUAUGCUCAGUUGUGUUCAACAAGGGAAUACAAAAAAUCACUAAUUAA